Molecule: messenger RNA, 2175 nt
Organism: Hippoglossus stenolepis (Pacific halibut)
Lineage: Eukaryota; Metazoa; Chordata; Actinopteri; Pleuronectiformes; Pleuronectidae
Gene: slc35g2b
Product: solute carrier family 35 member G2b
Exons: 2
Coding region: 430-1680 (416 amino acids)
Cellular component (GO): membrane
Source: RefSeq, a predicted model, not a curated record
ACCCGACGCACAUCCAUUUUCCCCUUCUGAGAGAUGACGAAGUAUGAGUCUAGGUGGGAAGCAGUCCUGAUGAGGAGGAGGAGGAGGAGCAGGAGGAGAAACCACUGGCUGUGACAGUGACAGUUGCUACUCUCCCCGGCUUCUUCUUCCUCAUCAUCAUCUUCAUCAGCAGCAGCAGCAGCUUCAGCCUCAUGAGCUGCUGAAGCAGGAGCAGGAGCAGGAGCAGGAGCAGCGCCCGUCGACAGCUUGGAGGAGAAAUUACGCAUCUUUCAGGAGUCGCUCCACUCGAGGGGGGAGAUGGAGAGAUUGCAGUUGACCAAACGUAGGGAUCAAGAACUAGAUCUUUGUUUAUGACACGAACCCGAGUUCAUGCAUCAACAGGGACUAUUUAAAGAAGAAACGACUUCACCUUCUGAACCCUGAAGAAACAUGGAUGUACCAGCAUCUUCGCUCCAGUACGGAUCCAAAAAGAGGGUUAAGAUUCACCCAAACACAGUGACAGUGAAAUAUGCCACUCACUUUCCUCAGCCUGGCGACGAAGGGUACGAUGAUGCACCCUCUUUUGAGGAAUUUGGCGCCUUCGCAGAGGCUAACGUGGACAAGAGACUUGUCUCAGACAGCAAAGGUGGCAGGACUUUCUUUGGGACCAUGGAGACCCCACCUAAGCCGCCAAGUGUGCAAAGAGACAAGGGGGUCGGGGGUCAGCUGGCGAGCUUCGGCGAGGCGAAUGUGUUGGCCUCCAGGGUGACCUGGAUGGCCUUAUUUGGGGCCGCCGUGGCUCACGGUUGUGUGGCACUGAUUACUCGUUUAGCAGCCGACCGCUCUAAAGUGCCCUCCCUCGAGCUGCUCUUCAUCCGCUCUGUGAUCCAAGUGCUGUCCAUCCUGGUGGUCUUCUACUACCACGAGGCCCCCUUUGGCCCUAAGGGCUACCGCCUGCGUCUCUUCUUCUACGGCAUCUGCAACGUUAUCUCCAUCACCUGCGCCUACACCUCUUUUGCCAUAGUACCCCCGAGUAAUGGCACCCUCAUGUGGCGUGCCUCUACCACAGUCUUCAGUGCAGUACUGGCCUUCCUGCUCCUGGAUGAGAGGCUGGGCUACACAGAUGUGGUCACGGUGGUGGGCAGCGUGUUUGGUCUGUGUCUGGUCAUGGUGCCAAACGUAGCGGACGAGGAGAAGUCCAGGUUGACCUUUUGGAAGGAGGCCUUUGGCUAUACAAUGACAGUGGUGGCCGGUUUGACAGCUGCCCUCUCCAUGAUCGUCUACAGAGCCAUUAAGGAGCGCGUGAGCAUGUGGACUGCACUCUUUACCUUCGGCUGGACAGGCACAGUGUGGGGCGCCUCCACCAUGUUUAUCAUGCAGGAGCCCAUCAUUCCUCUCGAUGGGGAGACCUGGGGCUAUUUAAUUGGGAUCUGUAUCUGCUCUACCGUGGCGUUCUUGGGAGUAUACUAUGCCCUAAACAGGUUUCAUCCAGCCUUAGUCAGCACCGUGCAGCACCUCGAGAUCGUGGUUGCCAUGUUCCUCCAGCUCAUUGUCCUGAGAAUGAUCCCGUCCGUCUACGACGUCAUCGGAGGCCUGGUCAUCAUGAUCAGCGUGUUCACCCUGACAGGAGUGAAGCUGUACAGGGUGAGCAGGGCCGUUCGGCAGGAUUAUCAAGAGAUCCUGGACUCGCCCAUCAAAUGAGUUUCAAUAUGUCAAGUCUGUUUGUUUACAAUGUUGCUUGGUUGUGCAAUUUAAAGAAUGUCUGGGUCUUGAUUCUGAUGAUUUUGUAUUGUUGUGUUGUUGGAAGAGUACCAGUUGUGUAACUAAUGUCUUAAUAUUUGUGUGUGAAAUAAAAGACAAAUGUAAUGUGGUGACUAUUUCCCCCUGAUGAUACUGAUUUUGAUGUCAAAUUGUGUCACAGACCAAAAUGUCAGCAAAAAAAGGAGGAAUCAGUUACAUUUUUUUCUUGCGCCAAUAUUUGAAAUCAUAUGAAAUCUGGUCUUGUGAGUGGCAGUGUGUGAACAUUGUUUGAUUGACAUACACCUUUUACAAUCAUGACAUCAAGGAGGUGUGUUGCAUCCCUCUGUUGUCACGCUGCCACACUUGUCACACUGUGUAAAUGUCAGCCCAGAACUCAUUCAUACUACGUACAAGGAUUGAAAGAAUAAAAAUAAAUACCACCCACUUUUUAUAAAA